AUGGUUAUUGAUCAACGUUUUUAUAUGUUGAAUAUGUUUUUUAUAAUAACUAACGUAAAUGCAAUCUCGAAACUCUUAAAAACCGUUGAGAAUAUAGCUGAAAAACAUCCGUACGUCGUUGCUUUAUUAACGGAUACAAAAGAGUACUCUUGUACUGGAUCUAUUAUAAAUAGCCAAACUGUUCUAACAUCCGGAAAUUGUGUACAAAUCGCACCUGCUUUCGUCGCUGUUGGACUGGCUGUUUUAAGUCAAUCAAUGAAUGAGAAGAACAUUUUUAAAGUUACCCGUAUCGCGUUACACAACGACUACAUCUUCGAAUCGAAAGCCACAGAACUAAAUAUCACAAAAAUGCACAGUAAUAUUGGACUAGUUUUCACUCUUCGAACAGUUCUAGAUGUUUUUAUACCUCCAGUUGAAAUUGGCAAUAGCUUUGCAUCCGAAUUGAAAGAGAAAGAUCUCGUUACUUUAGGAUUUGGGUAUAUUAAUUCAAAUGUUAUUGUUCUUCAAAAACAAAACUAUCAACAAUCGCCAUGUGAGAAUCCUAAAUGGUAUUACUGUAUUUGUGGAAUCGAAAAAACGUCUAGAAAACAUUAUGGACGAGAAUUCGGCGAUGGAGCUCCAGUAUUAUUCGGAAUGGAAAUUAUAGCAAUAACAGCUUCACCUUGUCGAAAGCUAUCUCUUAAAAGUAGGAAUACAAAGUAUAAUAUCUUUACAGUCAUUGGACCAUACGUGCCGUGGAUCGAAAGAACUAUAAGAUACGCAAAUGCCACAUAUCGUCUUCAAAGUAACAGAGCUAUUGGAAAGAUACUUUCAGUUUUAUCACACUGGCUUCUAUUGCUUCCAUUAUUAGUUACAAUAUAA
Messenger RNA from Bombyx mandarina (wild silkworm), 861 nucleotides. RefSeq lists its product as uncharacterized. The record is from RefSeq and is a predicted model, not a curated record. NCBI's taxonomy places the organism in Eukaryota, Metazoa, Arthropoda, Insecta, Lepidoptera, Bombycidae.